UUCACACGCGGUUGACGCCCGGACUCCCAGCCUCCUCGGAGUCGCUCCUUUUCCCUGCGCGUCGCCGCUGGAUCCAUGAGGUGGACGCGUCCGUGAACCGGUCCCUCUGCCUCUUAUCACAGGGCUUCAGCCAAGACCGCGGCGGCGGCGGGGCAAGUCCCGCUGCUCCCCCACAGUCUCCACCGCGGAGGACGCUGUGCAGGCGGGCGCCGCCCAGGCGGGGUCAAAGGCCGGGAGGGUCCCUCGGACCCGGGCUUCGGCUUUCGGAGCGGAGGCGCCGGGGGGAUCGGCCCAGGUGGGAGUGGUCCGCGCGGGUUCUGCGCUCGUGGCCGCCGCUCCGCAGCCCCCGCCCGCGGGCAAAUCCGGACUCGGCGGGUGGAAACGCCCAGCGCCGCCGGCGGCUCUAUCCGGGGGAGGACUCUCUCCUCUAUGGCACUCGCGGCGGCGCUCUAGCGUCGGAGCGUGUUCUCCACGGCUCCUUCCGGCCCUGGCCGGAAGUGACGGGCCGUGCCCCGGAAGCACGCUGGGAGCGGCCGCGGGACUGGCGGCGCGAUGGCGGCAGUGGCAGUGUCGGAGGCCUGGCCGGAGCUGGAGCUGGCGGAGCGGGAGCGGCGGCGGGAGCUGCUGCUGACGGGGCCCGGGCUGGAAGAGCGUGUGCGGGCGGCGGGCGGGCGGCUCCCGCCGCGGCUCUUCACCCUGCCGCUGCUGCACUACCUGGAAGUGAGCGGCUGCGGGAGCCUGCGCGAGCCGGGCCCGGGCCUGGCGCAGGGCCUCCCGCAGCUGCACAGCCUGGUGCUGCGGCGCAACGCGCUGGGGCCCGGCCUGAGCCCCGAGCUCGGCCCGCUGCCCGCGCUCCGCGUGCUCGACCUGUCAGGCAACGCGCUGGAGGCGCUGCCGCCGGGCCAGGGCCUGGGCCCCGCCGAGCCGCCGGGCUUCCCUCAGCUGCAGAGCCUCAACCUCAGCGGCAACCGGUUGCGCGAGCUGCCCGCCGACCUGGCGCGCUGCGCCCCGCGCCUGCAGACCCUCAACCUCACGGGCAACUGCCUGGACGCCUUCCCGGCCGAGCUCUUCCGCCCCGGCGCGCUGCCCCUGCUCAGCGAGCUGGCGGCCGCCGACAACUGCCUGCGAGAGCUCAGCCCCGACAUCGCCCACCUGGCCUCGCUCAAGACGCUGGACCUGUCCAACAACCAGCUGAGCGAAAUCCCGGCGGAGCUGGCCGACUGCCCCAAGCUCAAGGAGAUCAACUUCCGCGGAAACAAGCUGAAGGACAAGCGGCUGCAGAAGAUGGUCAGCGGCUGCCAGACAAAGUCCAUCCUGGAGUACCUGCGCGGCGGAGGCCGGGGCGCUGCGCGGGGCAAGGGCAAGGCCGACCCGGAGAAGAGGAGGGAGCGGAGGAAGAGGGAGGGCGGGGAGGGAGCGGAGGAGGAGGCGGACGCAGCCUGCCGGCUGCUGCUCAGGGUCCUGCACGUGUCCGAGAACCCAGCCCCACUCGUGGUCAAGGUGAGCCCCGAGGUCAAGGACGUCCGGCCGUUCAUCGUGGGGGCUGUUGUGAGGGGCAUGGACCUGCAGGCCGGGAACGCACUCAAGCGGUUCCUCGCCUCUCAGACCAAGCUCCACGAGGACCUCUGUGAAAAGAGGACAACGGCCACCAUCGCCACGCACGACCUCGCAGCGGUCCGGGGGCCCCUGCUGUACACCGCCCGCCCUCCACAGGACCUCAAGAUCGUGCCCCUGGGGCGCAGAGAAGUCAAGGCCAAGGACCUCGUGCGGCAGCUGCAGCUGGAGGCAGAAGAGCACCGGAAGCAGAGGAAGCGGCAGACGGUCUCGGGCCUGCACAGAUACCUGCACUUACUGGACGGAAGUGAGCACUACCCCUGCCUCAUGGAUGCCCAGGGCGAUGUCAUUUCUUUCCCACCGAUAACCAACAGUGAGAAGACCAAGAUUAAGAAAACGACUUCUGAUUUGUUUUUGGAAGUAACAAGCGCAGCGAGUCUGCAGGUCUGUAAAGACAUCAUGGACGCCCUCAUUCUGAAAAUGGCAGAAAUCAACAAAUACACUUUACAAAAUAAAGAAGAGGGCUCUCUCUCAGAUGCGGAAGCUGACGCCGCCCCUGGGCAGCUGUCGGACCCCAGUGCUGAGAAGGGGGGGCCCUGCCCGCUGGUGGUAGAGCAGGUUCGGGUGCUGGACGAGGAAGGGCACCUGAAGGUGGUGUACCCGUCUAAGACGGACCUGGACUUUGCUGCAUCCCACGUGACCGUGACCCGCUAAGAAGUCAGGCCACAGCGGCGAGGGCCAGCGAGCGCAGCAGACGGAGCGUGAGCUUUACUGCUUCUGCGGGGCUGCUGUGGGUUUGAGACCCCUCGUAACACUUCGCCUUGGCCUUGGCUAAGGCACCUGCACUCCUUGUUUCCACAAGGUUUUGUCGUAGAGCCGUGCCACGUGUCGUGCUUAGAUUUGUCCUGCCCACGGCUCUUACUGAGUCUUUUUAUAAAGUCAUUCAAAUAGCAGAUGUCCUGAAAUCAUGUAGACACACCAAUGACUGUUCAUGGGGAAAAAGCCCUACAGUUGGAUUGAAUGUUCGGCUCUAAAUGCAGAUGCUGCACAACAUGCAUUUCAUUGAACUGCAUAGUUAUUUUUCUAUGAUGUCGCAUCUUUUAAAGUCACUGCCAGAGAAACGUGCAGCGAGUCAUGUUCUCCAGCUUGCAGUAAAUCAGAAUCCUUUUAUAAGACAAUUUUUUUAGUGAAUUUCUUGAAGUUGCUGUAAGAUGUGUAAGUGGUGGAGAUGCAUAGAGCCUUCUAGAGGCAGCAGCACCGCCCGGCCACGGGGCCGGGCCGAAACAGGAGAAGAAUCAGUGGGCUUCAAAAAUCACUGGGAGCGAACAGACAGCAGGACCACAACUCGGUGGAACUCUGCAAGUUUCCCAUCGCGAAAUCAGCUUUCAGGGCCCGACAGGACGGCUCUCUGCACAUCUUCAGCCGUCGCCAGCAGCUAAACCACGGACGGAAUGUGGGGAGCAAUGACUGCAGAGGCCUGAGGUUUCGAAAGCAGAAAUCCUAAGGUGUGCGUCCCACAACUGCCUCUGCAGUAUUUCAUCCUGUAGCUGUCUUCCGUGUCACAGACCGUAGACCGUCUGUGUGGAGGCACACACGUACGUGCCCCUCCCUGGAGCCAGGAUGUUCCUGGGCCCAGAGAGCUGGCCAGCUGUAGAGUUGGUGCUUUUGACUGACCUCACUGCUUUACGUUCUGGCUGAAAUGUGAGCAACUGACUCCUCAGCUUUUUGUUAUUUAAUGACACAUUGGUUCAGUGGUUUCUGACCUGCAAACGACAAUUUGUGUUUUGUCAUUUUGUGGGGAAGCAUUUGGAAGAGCCCCGCUUAACCUGUGCAGUUAACCAUCAGAACUGCAUGUGGAACGUAUGAGCAAAGCGGCGUGGUCCCCCAGAGCUCAGCCACCCCACUCGGCAGGACUGCCUCGAGACCCUGACCUCGCUCUCCUGUCACUGCCAAGGUCUCCUGUCGCCCAGGCUGAAGCUUUUCUUUGUGCUGUGUCCCCCCAUAUUAUGUCAUGACCCUUGGCAAUCGAGGCUGCUGAUGCUGUAGCUGGUGUGGGAUCUGCAGGUUACAGGUGAGCCCCGCUGGGAGCUCCGGGCUGGGGCUGCAGCCAGCGGCCCUCUUGCUCCUGGGGCUUAGGGUUCGGUGGCCACAUUGUGUCACAUCUUGGACCUGGAUGAAGCCACCAUUGCCUGUAGCUUGUUUGCUAUGGCUUGAUUCCGUGUGAAAUUUAGAAAAGUACUUGGCGUAUGACAGGAACCUGACAUUUUUUCCAUGCCAGUCCGACUCUCUAAUAAAAACACUAAGAACACCAA
This is a messenger RNA of Hipposideros armiger (great roundleaf bat), 3866 nucleotides long. RefSeq names its product leucine rich repeat containing 47 (gene LRRC47). Gene Ontology annotation, biological process: phenylalanyl-tRNA aminoacylation. Bases 553 to 2268 code for a protein of 571 amino acids. The record is from RefSeq and is a predicted model, not a curated record. The transcript has 7 exons. Lineage: Eukaryota; Metazoa; Chordata; Mammalia; Chiroptera; Hipposideridae. Gene Ontology annotation, molecular function: protein binding; phenylalanine-tRNA ligase activity; RNA binding.